This is a messenger RNA of Diaporthe amygdali, 834 nucleotides long. Its product is annotated as rrna processing protein rrp17. Bases 1 to 834 code for a protein of 277 amino acids. Gene Ontology annotation, cellular component: nucleolus. Gene Ontology annotation, molecular function: RNA binding. The transcript has 3 exons. Lineage: Eukaryota; Fungi; Ascomycota; Sordariomycetes; Diaporthales; Diaporthaceae. The record is from RefSeq and is a predicted model, not a curated record.
AUGAUGAUGGAGAAGCUCGUGGCAGCAGCUCCUUCGAUUCAGGUUGCCGUCGGCAAGAUCCGCCCAGCAAGCUGCAACUGGGAGCCGCGCUCACCGGCACGCAGCAUCCCAGUCGAGGAUAUCCAAACUAUCCUCACUGCCAAUAUGUUCGCCAAACCACGCCCGAAAAAGCCAAUACUUCCCACGCACUCCAAGAAGCGCAAGGCAACGCACGCUGUUGAGGAGGUCACAUUCGACAACAGCGCAAGGCAAGAAUACCUGACUGGGUUCCACAAGAGGAAGGUUCAGAGGCAAAAGCAUGCGCAGGAGGAGGCUGCCAAGAGGGCGAGGGAGGAGAAGAUUGAGUUCCGCAAACAGCUACGCGAAGACAGGAAGAAGCAAGUUGAGGAGCAUGUCAAGAACAUAGAGGCCAUCAUGAAGGGGUCGCAAGUGGCUGGCUUGGGCUCGGAUCAAGAAGGGUCGGAGAACGGUGGCUCUGAUAAGGAUGGAGACGAGUGGGAGGGGUUCGACGAGGCCCCGCAAGCGCCAGCCCUGGAGGCCGUGGACCACGAAGAGGAGUACAUCGAUGAGGAUCUCUACACGACUGUCAAGGUGGAGGCGGUCAGCGUGGACAGGGACGGUCUGCAUAACAAAGCCGAACUGGAGGCUGUGCACGGAGACGACGACGAAGGCAGUACACAGGAAGACAAGGAGUCUAAGAACGCAAAGGACGCUACAACGAACGAAGGCAGAAAAGGCCUGCCCAAGAAGAAAAAGAAGAAAUUCAGAUACGAGACCAAGGUCGUCAGGCAGCUGGCGGACAAGAAGAACAGGGCGAGAAAGUCAAGAGAUUAG